GGCGCCCGGAAGUCCCGCCUCCAGCGCGCGCGGCCGCCGGGCCCCUUGUCUGUGCUCACCUGGAGGCGGUCUGGCUGUGGGAGCUGGGGCUCUGCUCCGCGCUCGGGGCCCGGCACCAGCUGAGCCCGCGGGUGUUCCCCCAGCAGUCGCACCCCUCGUCAGCCCGGCUCCGGGCCGUGUCGUAGGCGCCAUGGCUCCUCGCGGGAGGAAGCGCAAGGCCGAGGCGGCGGAGGUGGAAGCGGCGGAUAAGCGGGGGAAGGCGGCGGAGGAGGCGCAGGAGGCGGAGGUCGUCAUCGAGCAUUGCACGAGCUGACGGGUGUACGGGCGCCACGCCGAGGCCGUGCGCCAGGCGCUGCGCCGGGCGGCCCCCGCGCUGCCGGUGAAGCUGAACCCCGCCAAGCCCCGCCGGGGCAGCUUCGAGGUGACGCUGCAGCGCCCGGACGGCAGCAGCGCCCAGCUCUGGACUGGGAUUAAGAAGGGGCCUCCGCGCAAACUCAAAUUUCCGGAUCCAGGAGAGGUGGUGGAAGAACUGAAGAAGUGCCGCGCCUAAGGCCGCCUCCUGCCGAGCUUUCAGUCCCUGAUGUGUUGGAGCAUUUAUGACGGGACAUGGCCAAAACUUCAGUCAUGUACCUGAAAUCAUGGUUCCUUCAUCUCUAGAAAUGAUGGCUCAGUUAUGAGGCAGCUCUCCAGUGAGGCAUUGUAAAAGUGUUUGGAUUUAGUUUAAUAAAAGCUGAAAUAAAAGUA
Dipodomys spectabilis (banner-tailed kangaroo rat) is the source of this 744-nucleotide messenger RNA. It is a transcript of the gene Selenoh, whose product is annotated as selenoprotein H. Gene Ontology annotation, cellular component: Golgi apparatus. Lineage: Eukaryota; Metazoa; Chordata; Mammalia; Rodentia; Heteromyidae. The record is from RefSeq and is a predicted model, not a curated record. The transcript is spliced from 4 exons.